AUGAGGGCACCAACUCUCCCUUCGCGCGGCGGCGACGCCCGGCCUUUACCCAGUCUCUCAACUAGCGUGACCCCCGUCCUCACCGAGACUCCCGCCACACCAAUCGAACCUCCCCAGCAGGACAAGCCCCAGCAACCGCGCCUCCGCCGUCUCGCAUCCAAGCCGCUCAAGCCGCUCAAACUCGCGGCGUCGGCACUCACGCGCAGCGGUAGCUCGACCCCCACUGGCGCGUCCAGCCAUGAGGACGACUCCACAGUCGACUUCCACCUCCAAUCCCAGCUGCAGCGCUCGGGCACGGCAUCGUCGUUCAAUUCGGUCGGCGAGGCGCAUCUCGACGCCAGCGAUAACAAACCGCGCAAGCGCCUAAGCUUUACCCGUAAGAAGGAGUCGCCGCAGUUGCCACACCUCCCCUUAGACCCUGUGCAGAUCGCCCUCGCUGCCCGCGGGCCCCGUCGACCCAUUGAAGGCGAGGAACCGGCAGCUGUGCUGCGUGUGCGCGUUGUGCGCGCCAACGACCUCGUCGCCAAGGACCGUAACGGCUUCAGCGACCCCUUUGUUACGAUGACUAUGGCGCCUGCCACGCGCUUUACGACGCCAGUGGUCAAGCGCAGCCUCAACCCUUCGUUCCCGCCCGAGUCGAGCACGUUUGACUAUCCCAUCUACCUAAGUCUGGCCGCCGUGAUCGGCGGACGCGGCCUCGAGGCCGUCAUGUGGGACAAGGACCUCAUGCGCAAGGAGUACAUGGGCGAAUUCAAUGUCGGCGCUGAGCACUGGUUUGGCGGCCGCGACAUUCAUCUGUGGAACGACAACCUUCCGGUGCAAUCGUUUGGGCUGAUCUCGUCCCGUGCCGGGCAGAAGGUCUCUGGAAACGUCUCGCUCCAGAUCGGGUUCCUCCCGGCCCCUGGUUUGGAUCCCGCGGAAGCACUCAAGAGGGCGACCACGAUCCACAAUACUAUUCUCUCGCGAGCAUUCAUUACGGGUGGGCCCAUGAGCGUCUUAGGUGUUCCUGCUCACGAGGGCAUCGGGACCGUCAUGAUGUCGCGCGACGGCGAGGAGACGUCCACGCCGCGUUUCCAGGUGGUGGGCUCCGCUAUGACUGCUCCUUUCUCCGGCGAGAAGGACACCAACAAGAACCACCUCGUGUUCGACGAGUGCGACCUCAGCGACGAUGGCUUGUCGAGCUCGGAAGAGGACGAGAUGGAGGACGCCCUCGAAGGAGACGGCGAUGGCUAUUUACGCGAAUCGCCUCAGGCCAUGGACCAGAACCCGUAUGACGCAGCUGGUGAAAAGCUCCUGGCGACCUCCCCGUCUGCCGACGCUGGGAGCCGUCUUUCGAGUGGUGGCUCGACGCCCAUAACAUCUAGUGGCACUGCGUCGGCUCGGCGCCGCCUCAAGUUCCCACGCAAGGGCAAAAAGGGCAAGACGUUCCAUCUCUCCCAGGGCCCGGCCAAGGGCGUGCAAGGCAUUGUCGUGAUGGAGGUCUCGAAAGCGACCGACCUACCUAAACUCAAGAACGCCCUCGGUGUAGGCUUUGACAUGGACCCGUUCGUGGUCAUCUCGUUUGGCAAGAAGGUGUUCCGCACGCGUGUGAUCCGACACUCGCUCAAUCCGACCUGGGAUGAGAAGCUCCUUUUCCACGUUCAUGGACACGAGGCUGGCUUCACGAUCCAGAUGGCUGUCCUUGACUGGGACAAGGUGUCGGGUAACGACAUGGUCGGCCACUGCACACUGCCGCUCGCCGAGCUCAUGGCCCUCGCCCCUAAGCCUGACCCAGAGACGGGUCUCUACGCUGAAGACGAGGACGGCAAGCAUGAGGUCAAGGAGUUUACGCUGCCCGUCCUGACUGCAAAGGACAAGGGGUGGGAGGCGCGUCACUCGCCCACUCUGACCGUGCGCGCAAAGUACGAGCCGUACGACGCUCUUCGUCAGCGCUUCUGGCGCCAGUACACCCUCCAAUACGACGCGGAUGACACGGGCAUGAUGUCGUUUGUCGAGCUCACCACCAUGCUGGACUCGCUCGGUUCGACCCUCACCCACCAGACGCUUGAGAGCUUCUUCACCCGGGUUGGCAAGAACCCCGACAGCGGCGAAGAGCUUACAGUCGACGAAGUGGUGCAGGCCUUAGAGGAGGAGGUCACAAAGUCUCCUGACCAGAAGAGGAAGGUGACCUCCAUGACCGACAUCGACACGAACGCCCUGGAUGAGAAGCUGCUGGCCAGCUUGCCGAAGCAGCAGACGUCGACCAGUAGCAGUAAGGCGUCGACUAUUUCCGUGCGGGGGGACUCAAAGUCGUCGACACUACCACCUACGGAUGCACCCUCGCCGGCCAGCUCGGAUGUUGAGGACUCGUCUACGAAUCAUAGUGACGACCAGAUUGAGCGCGUUAUCAAUAUCCGGGAGUGUCCGUUGUGCCACCGCCCCCGCCUCGGCAAGCGCAGUGAGAAGGACAUUAUCACACACCUUGCUGUCUGCGCGUCGGCUGACUGGAACCGCGUGGACCGUAUCAUGGCGGCGAGCUACGUCACGUCGAGCCAGGCGCAGCGCAAGAUGCUCACCAAGCUGGUCAACAAGGUCGCCGUCGGACGCUACUCGCUCGGUGCCAAUUCUGCCAACACCAUUGUGCAGGACCGCAUGACUGGUCAGCUCCAGGAGGAGAAAAUGGCUGUAUACGUGCGCAUCGGUAUCCGCGUGCUCUACAAGGGUGCGGGAUCGCAGAUGGCGCGUGCUAGGGCCAAGAAGUUGCUGAAGUCGCUUUCCGUCAAACAGGGUAUCAAGUACGACUCGCCCGCCUCUGCAGCCGACAUCCCUGGCUUUAUCGAGUUCCACCGCCUCAACAUGAACGAGAUUGCCGACCCGCUCGACUCGUUCAAGACGUUUAACGAGUUUUUCUACCGCAAGCUGCGUCCAGACGCGCGCCCGGUUGACGAGCCUGGCAACCCGGGCCGGCUCGUGUCGAUGGCCGACAGCCGCAUGAUGGCAUUCAACUCUGUCAACCAGGCGACGCAAAUCUGGAUCAAGGGCCGCGACUUUACCAUUUCGCGGCUACUGGGUCCGCGCUACGCAUCCGAGGUGCACAAGUACGAGGGUGGAGGGCUCGCAAUCUUCCGUCUCGCGCCGCAGGACUACCACCGCUUCCACUCACCCGUGCGCGGGCGUAUCGGCAAGAUUACUAUGAUCGACGGCGACUAUUACACUGUCAAUCCACAAGCCAUCCGGUCCUCGCUCGAUGUGUAUGGCGAGAACGUGCGCCAGGUUGUCCCCAUCGAGAGCGAGGAGUUUGGCACUGUCAUGACGGUGUGGAUUGGUGCGAUGAUGGUGGGCAGCAUCGGCACGUCAGUUCAGGAGGGCGAGAUGGUCGAUCGCGGCCAGGAGCUUGGCUGGUUUGCGUUUGGCGGCAGCACGAUCGUCGCGCUGUUCGAGUCGGGCCGCGUCUCGUGGGACCAGGACUUGCAGGACAAUGCGGGCGCGGCGAUUGAGACCCUCGUCCGUGUGGCUAUGGGCAUUGGGCGCGCCGAAUAA
Molecule: messenger RNA, 3519 nt
Organism: Cutaneotrichosporon cavernicola
Lineage: Eukaryota; Fungi; Basidiomycota; Tremellomycetes; Trichosporonales; Trichosporonaceae
Gene: PSD2
Exons: 6
Coding region: 1-3519 (1172 amino acids)
Biological process (GO): phospholipid biosynthetic process
Molecular function (GO): phosphatidylserine decarboxylase activity
Source: RefSeq, a predicted model, not a curated record